ACCUCUCGAACCAUCGAUGUAACCUAAAGCGCAAGCGUAUUAUCCACAGGGGAACAGUCCAUCAUGGCCAAAGUAAUUUUAUCGGGAACAUCUAGUUGACGAUGAAACGACUAGAGAUCUUACAUCGAACUUAGCUUUUAAGCCGCAGAUCGGAUCGUGUCGCGACGUUCGUCGUGUUCAUGAUUGGGAUGUUGAAUCGUCCAUGGUAAAGGGAACACAUAUAGAAAGAGUAAUCAUUGAUGUUAUAACAUAACACGAUUCAGUAAGGAAUACUUAAUGUAACUCGAUAAAUUUCAUCCUAAUAAAUAAAUUUACGAAAGCGAAUGAUUUGUAAAGAUGAGUGGCGGAGAACGCAACAGAAGCAUUUUCAGUUAUGAAACGUUGGUUCACGCGAUAUCCGGCGCUGCUGGCGGCGUUGUUGCAAUGACAAUAUUCUUUCCUUUAGAUACAGUACGAAGCAGAUUACAAUUGGAAGAAGACCGAGAAUCGAAAAGUACACUUGCUACAAUCCGUGAUCUCGCCGCAAAGGAAGGACCAGCCACCUUGUACAGGGGAAUGGUACCGGUUCUUCAAAGUCUAUGUGUUAGCAACUUCGUUUAUUUCUACACAUUCCACGGCUUGAAAAUGCUCAGAGCAAGCAAGAAUCAAUCAGCUGGAAAUGAUCUACUGGUUGCAUCAAUUGCAGGUAUGGUAUUUAACAAAAAUCACUUGAAGAGUUUUUGCUUAAAAAUCGUUGUUCUAGGUGUAAUUAAUGUUUUAACAACGACACCACUGUGGGUAGUAAAUACUAGACUGAAAAUGAGAGGCAUCGAUAACACUCAGGAAAGAAAUAACCUUUACAAUACCUUAUAUGAUGGUCUUAUAUAUAUAUGGAAAUACGAAGGUUUAAAAAAGCUUUGGGCUGGGACUGUGCCGAGCUUGAUGCUAGUUAUGAAUCCAGCCAUUCAGUUUAUGACUUAUGAAACUAUUAAAAGGAAAGUUCUCGCAUCUCUACAUGGUGUACCACCUGCAUGGACAUUCUUUGUUAUUGGUGCUAUAGCCAAAGCGGUUGCAACCAUACUAACUUAUCCAUUGCAAUUAGUUCAAACCAAACUGAGACAUGGUCAUAAGUAUCCAAACCUGCCACCAAACGCUGGGAGCUUAGAAAUCCUAUUUUAUAUAUUAAAGAAACAAGGAAUAGGAGGACUAUACAAAGGAAUGGAAGCGAAAUUAUUGCAAACCAUUCUCACAGCGGCAUUAAUGUUUUUAUCUUACGAAAAGAUUUCAAGACUCGUUUUUCGCAUUCUUUUGCAUAGACCGAUGUUAAGAUAACAAAUUUGGAGCAAUAUUUAUUAGUCAGCAAACUUAAUAUUGUUCUCCAUGUAAAGUCCUCUUUUAUUGUAAUGGAAUAAUGGUAUAAAAUACAUAUAUGUAACUUAUAUUGUAAAAAAAUAUUGAAAAUGCUUUCUUAUUUAAUAUAAUUUUCAUAGCAAUUAGAAAUAAAAGAGAAAGGAGUAUUUAAGGUACU
This is a messenger RNA of Bombus impatiens (common eastern bumble bee), 1507 nucleotides long. RefSeq names its product peroxisomal membrane protein PMP34 (gene PMP34). Gene Ontology annotation, cellular component: peroxisomal membrane. The transcript has 8 exons. NCBI's taxonomy places the organism in Eukaryota, Metazoa, Arthropoda, Insecta, Hymenoptera, Apidae. Bases 337 to 1311 code for a protein of 324 amino acids. Gene Ontology annotation, molecular function: AMP transmembrane transporter activity; NAD transmembrane transporter activity; FAD transmembrane transporter activity. The record is from RefSeq and is a predicted model, not a curated record.